Bactrocera oleae (olive fruit fly) is the source of this 1754-nucleotide messenger RNA. NCBI's taxonomy places the organism in Eukaryota, Metazoa, Arthropoda, Insecta, Diptera, Tephritidae. The record is from RefSeq and is a predicted model, not a curated record.
ACAAUAAUAAAAAUAAACAAUAUGCAAAUAAAUAAAUGAUAAAACAAGUAAAACGUAAAAAAAAAAGUAAUCGGCAAACGGCUUGCAUUCAGUGGAAAACGUUUCAUAAGUUGUUUCUAGUUGUUUGUUAAUAAAAACCUUCAAGUUGAUUUAAGCAAUAAGAACUUUGUUUACAUCAAAUAGUUACCUGGAAAGGAAAUAAAAGAACAAAAGAAUUUGCCUCAAGCAGCCUCAAGGUAAACUUGUAAAUAUCUGAGUUUCAAAAAACCAUUAGUAAGCGCAUAGUCAAGGCUUUCGAAAAAGAAAUACAACUUACAACAAUAAUACACUACAAAAUCAUAGCUUUUCAUUCAAAAUAAGAUCGAACCCAGCGGCACAAUCAUCUAUGGAUGUACUGCCGACGCUUUGCUUAUCCGAAGCGCUAACCGACAACGGUAGCAACGAUAGUGGUUCAGACUGCAGCUUAGAAGGUUUGAGUGUUAUUGGUACGACCGCGAGUUUGAUUGCAAUGUCUGGUGCCGGUGCCGAUGCAAAUUUCACUCUUCCGCCGGACAAUUUGUUGGAUUUCGAAUUUGACCCACUCGAGCGUGUUGUAUCUGCCAUUGUGCCAGCCUUUUUCGGCGUUAUCGGUGUUGCAGGCCUGCUGGGCAAUGUUUUAGUCAUAUUCGUUGUUGUCGCUAAUCAACAAAUGCGCUCCACCACCAACUUACUCAUCAUUAAUCUCGCCGUCUCCGAUAUUCUGUUUGUCGUCUUUUGUGUACCCUUUACUGCUGCGGAUUAUGUGCUGCCCACCUGGCCAUUUGGAAAUCUGUGGUGCAAGUUUGUUCAGUAUAUGAUUGUGGUCACCUGCCAUUGCAGCGUCUACACGCUGGUGUUGAUGUCAUUCGAUCGCUUUCUGGCUGUCGUGCAUCCGGUGACGAGUAUGUCUUUGCGUACCGAACGCAAUGCGAUGCUCGCCAUCUUCUGUGCUUGGAUACUCAUCCUCUCUUCAGCCACACCUGUAGCUUUGGCUCAUUCGGUCCGUCUGUAUUACUUCAAAGGACGUAGUUACACAGCUUGCGUUUUCUCCACCGAAGAGGAGGGUUGGAGUUUAAUUGGAUUCCAGAUCUCUUUCUUCAUAUCUUCUUAUGUGGCACCGCUGACUUUGAUAUCCUUCUUAUAUAUGGGCAUGUUAGCCCGUCUUUGGAGAGCCGCACCAGGUUGUAAGCCAUCAGAAGAGUCCAGGAAAGGUAAACGACGCGUAACCAGAAUGGUCGUUGUAGUGGUAUUGGCUUUCGCUAUAUGUUGGCUGCCAAUACAUCUAAUACUCGUCAUGAAAGCUCUGACUUGGUAUCCCGGCACACAUGCUUCAGUCAUUGUGCAAAUUAUCUCACAUGUUUUGGCAUACACGAACUCCUGCAUCAACCCGAUUUUGUAUGCCUUCCUCUCUGAUAACUUCCGGAAGGCCUUUAGGAAGUUCUCUGGAUUCCAGGUCGUCGGCUGUGGCAAUCAACCGCUCUUCCCUAUGUCACAUCAAGCCACAAAAACAACACGUACCACCGGCAAUGUCACAUCAAAUGCUGAAAUGCUGUAAGCCACAUAAAUACAUACGUCAUUUCUUCUACCACAUCAUUAAAAAUGUAAAAUAUUUGAGCAACAUAAUUAUAAUUAAAUUACAUUACGAUUUAAUUUGCUGGCAUUGUGGGUGUUUUGUUUGGUUAUGCUUUGAAGAAUAUAUGCUCAGUUAAGCAAUAUACUCGUACUGUGUUGCUGUG